Carassius gibelio (silver crucian carp) is the source of this 3563-nucleotide messenger RNA. RefSeq names its product retinol dehydrogenase 8. The record is from RefSeq and is a predicted model, not a curated record. Gene Ontology annotation, molecular function: estradiol 17-beta-dehydrogenase [NAD(P)+] activity. Gene Ontology annotation, biological process: estrogen biosynthetic process. Gene Ontology annotation, cellular component: cytoplasm. The transcript has 6 exons. NCBI's taxonomy places the organism in Eukaryota, Metazoa, Chordata, Actinopteri, Cypriniformes, Cyprinidae. The coding region runs from base 209 to 1165 and encodes 318 amino acids.
AACUGUGUUAAUCUGUUUGUUUUUCAAAGCCGUACAGUAAACGCUGAUGCUCACGCAAGUAAACAUGCGUUUUUAUGUCCUCCUUUAACUAAGCGAUUCUGUCUGCCAUGUGACCGCGUAACCCGCUCACAUGAGCGCCGAGUUGCAUGAUCCGCUUUAAGUUCUUUAAAGUCCGCUGCUCCAGCUCGCAGCUGAGACUGGAGCUGCCAUGGCGAGUGGAGGCGAGCAGAAAGUGGUGCUGAUCACCGGCUGCUCCUCCGGGAUCGGACUGCGGAUCGCCGUGCUGCUGGCCAGUGACGAACAGAAGCGUUACCAUGUUAUUGCCACUAUGAGAGACCUGAGAAAGAAGGACCGGCUGGUGGAAGCGGCGGGUGACACAUACGGAAAGACCUUGACACUGCUGUCUUUGGAUGUGUGCAGUGAUGACUCAGUCUGGCAAUGUAUUGACAGUGUAAAGGACCGCCACAUCGACAUUCUCAUUAAUAAUGCAGGCGUGGGUUUGCUGGGCCCUGUGGAGAGCAUCAGCAUGGAUGAGAUGAAGAGAGUGUUUGAGACCAACUUCUUCGGAACUGUGCGCAUGAUAAAAGAGGUCAUGCCGGACAUGAAGAAGAGGCGAUCCGGCCACAUUAUCGUCAUGAGUAGCGUAAUGGGCCUGCAGGGUGUGAUAUUCAAUGAUGUCUACACGGCCUCUAAGUUCGCCAUAGAGGGCUUCUGUGAGAGUAUGGCUGUGCAGCUGCUGAAGUUUAAUGUGAAACUAUCUCUGAUUGAGCCAGGCCCAGUGCAUACAGAGUUUGAAACAAAGAUGAUGCAAGAGGUGGCCAAGAUGGAUUAUCCUGGAGCAGAUGCAGACACAGUCAGAUACUUCAAGGAUGUGUACAUAAAAUCAUCCAUUGAUAUCUUUGAGGCAUUGGGACAAACCCCUGAGGACAUUGCUAAAUGCACCAAGAAAGUGAUUGAAUCCAGCCAGCCCCGAUUCCGGAAUCUGACCAACAGCCUCUACACACCCAUUGUGGCCAUGAAAUACGCAGACGAGACCGGGGGACUCUCAGUGAACGCUUUCUACAACCUGCUCUUUAACUUUGGCUCGCUUAUGCACAUUACCAUGAGCAUCCUCAAAUGCCUGACAUGCAGCUGCCUGCGCAGACGCACCAUUUCUCCUGACUGAAGAGGGCAGCAGUGAGAUGCACACACUCCCAAUCCCCUCAGUUUACAGCAGAACAGGGGCCCGUUCUUCUUACUCACUUAUUAAAUCCAAGAUGAAAUGUAACAUCCAAGAUGGUAUCAUCACGCUAAUCAGGAUCUGGCUAAUUCGGUUCUUCGAACGCAACUGUUGUUGAUGAUUAGUAUAGCGGGAUUGAGUUAUCUGAGAUAAUUGCGCAUUCAUAGGUUGGUUCAAAAGGGGUUAUGUAUCGAUUCUUGAAACCACGAUCAACAAUGCAGUGAUUGGCUGGCGGCAAGACAGCAACGUAAUGACAUCAUAUAAUUAAAAAACACACCUACCUAAAGGAAAACUUUCUGGACAAAUUUCUGGACUUUUAUAAAGAAACAGCCAAGCGAACAAAACUUCAUAUCAUAUUUUUCGUACGAUAAGUCGCACCUAAGUAUAAGUCUUAUCAGUCCAAAAAUACAUCAUGACGAGGAAAAAAACAUAUAUAAGUCGCACCGGACUAUAAGUCACAUUUAUUUAGAACCAAGAACCAAGAGAAAACAUUACCGUCUACAGCCACGAGAGGGCGCUCUAUAUAUCAAGUGUGGACUACAGGAGCACUGAGCAGCAUAGAGCGCCCUCUCGUGGCUGGAGACGGUAAUGUUUUCUAUUGGUUCAUUUCUCUUGGUUCAUGUCAAAUGAAUUUUGAUAAAUAAGUCGCACCUGACUAUAAGUCGCAGGACCAUCCAAACUAUGAAUAGAAGUGUGACUUAUAGUCCGGAAAAUACGGUAAAUGUUAUAAUAGAUAAAAGAAAUGUGCUCUGUUUUUUAUUUUAUUUAAUUUUUUUACAUGAUUCCCAUUCACAAUUAUAUAGAUUCGCAAUUUCUAAUACAAGCAUUACAUUUUUAUUUCAAUGUAGUAAUUAGCAAUUAAUUUUAUAUUUGAACAGAUUUGUUAUGUUACAACAUUAACUUUCAGUGAGUAACACUGGUUGUGUCUAUAGUAUUAAAGACUAUACAAAAGUAUUAUAUUAUCUUUUAAAUUCAUUUUUAAAUGAUUAUUAUUUUAAACUAUUGUCCCUGGAUCAGUAGGAUGCUCUUGUAAUAAAGUAUCAGUGGUAGCCGAAAGUUUUUGGGAUGAGCUUCGAGGAACCAAACAAUCCAAGAUCACGCCGAAUCAUCAACAAUCAAAUCCAGCUAACUGAGUUAGCGACGUACGAAGAACGGGCCCCAGGACACAACUCAAUGCAACAAACUGGAGAAUACAAACACACAUGGAUAAUUUGGAAAAAUAAAUCAAACAAACAACACCUACAUUUUUUAUUAUAAUGCCAACACCUUUAUUCACCUAAUCGAGUGAGUUUAAGUUGUUACCAUGAUUGUGAAUUCUGAAGCAUUUAACAUUUACAAAAAAGACAAACUGGUAUAUGAAAUCAAACCUUACACCAUAACAGACCAUUCCAAUGAUGCUUAUGAUGGUCUUGAUUCAACUGAGAAAGAAUCACGUAGCUGCCUUUAUUUAUAUUAAUGAUUUACAAGUAAAUGUGUGUUUAACUCUUACACAUCUUCUGAAAGAGUACUGAACAUCUGGAUCAAAACAUGGCUGGCAGAGACUCGUCUGGGAGUAGACAAGUAUGAAACUCUUAGUGUAGAGGACUGACGCAUUGCUGUUGCCCAAAUCUUUUUUGAGAACUGAGUCAAAAUAUAACAAAAACCUGGGAAGACUGAGGACUGUGAAGUUAAAGUAUUGUAAAUAUAGUAUAUUUAGGUACUCUGAGGAACUUGAACUGGCAGAACAUCACUUGGGCUUAAAGGGGAAGGAGGUAAAUGAUGAACUUAGGAUGCAAGCAAGUCAAGAGAUCUCAUGUGUAGGGUGAUAAUAUUAAUAAUACUAAAGUUGCAAUGAAAUGCAAGACGUUUAAUACAUAAGGGGCAAGACUUGUGGCUAGCAGGAGAGAAAACUAUAAACUAUAGAAAACUUUGUACUGUAUGUAUAGAAAGACAGCAUACAAGUUUUGUGGAGAUGGUUUACUGGUUUUACAAACAGAUGCAACAGGAUCUGCAAUAUAUUUCUCCAGAUGUUAAGUGAGGUUUAACAAGUUCAUUCAGGGUUCCCAUCUAGCACUUUAGUGUUGCUGGAGACAUCUGUACAUGAUCCAAAAUAAAGUAGGCAAAGAAAGUAAGGAGGGAAGUAAAAGUGAGAAACAAGCCAUAAGUAGAAUGAGGAUUGGACAUCUAAAGCUAAUCUCUUCAUGUUAUAGGAAAGCAUGCAACAGGACUAUGUGAUGACUGCAAGGAGGCAAUGAAGCACAUCUUUAUGUCCGGCAAGAAAUGUAUAAAAGAAUGGCAAGAGCUGAAAAAAAUGUGUAUGUAAAAUACAAUGAUCAUCAAGCAUUAAACAGCAUAUAAAUCAAAA